AUGGCAGGACUUGCAGAAGGACUCCAUGGUAUGCAUGAUGCUCACAACGACCUUUCACGCUGUGGCAUUGAUGGAAAAGAGGACUUCUAUGGAAUCCAUGGUGAUGUCAAGCCCGACAAUAUCCUGCGCUUCACCGAUCGUGAUCCAGCCGGCAGGCUUGUACUGUCCGACUUUGGCUUGACAAGGUUCCAUACAAAAGCCUCUAGAUCACACCUCAGGGGUAACGGCCCCGUGUCUCCAACCUAUGCAUCCCCAGAGCACAAUGGCUAUAUAUGUGGCGUUUCCAGACGGUCGGAUGUAUGGGCUCUGGAUUGCGUCUACACCGAAAUGCUGACCUGGGCGAUUCAAGGGCCCGAAGCACAUAGGCUGUACGAAUGUGGACGCUUGGGUGAGGAUGACAUUGGCCGUGCGAAAGGUACAUGGCAUAUGGACAGGUUCUUCGGCAUCGACUUCUCUGAACGCGAUCUCUCUGGGGCACUCGGACGUCGAUUUCUGAAGAAGGCGGUUAGUGACUGUAUUCAAACAAACAAGGACAUAGCUAAUCAGCUUGGUCCACAAGGUGUGUUCAUCAACGAGGUUCUGGAUUUUGUUGGCCACGAGAUGUUAGCCGUUGACUACACCAGGCGCGCAACAUGCGAUAAGGUUUACCAAUUCCUAGCCUCGGUGAGAGAGAGUUUAAUGGGCAAAGAUUAA
This is a messenger RNA of Fusarium sp. VM40, 693 nucleotides long. Lineage: Eukaryota; Fungi; Ascomycota; Sordariomycetes; Hypocreales; Nectriaceae. The record is from the annotation of a GenBank genome assembly.